Molecule: messenger RNA, 4594 nt
Organism: Trichomycterus rosablanca
Lineage: Eukaryota; Metazoa; Chordata; Actinopteri; Siluriformes; Trichomycteridae
Gene: trim8b
Product: tripartite motif containing 8b
Exons: 6
Coding region: 131-1819 (562 amino acids)
Source: RefSeq, a predicted model, not a curated record
AACAACAACCUAUUGAUUUAACUGACUUUAAGAAGUUUUUCUGUUAAAUUUUGUCCACAUUAAAAAGUUACUAGGCUGUUUUUUUGUUUGCACGAUAACCUGAACAUAGGGGAACUUAACAUAAUCCAAAAUGGCUGAAAACUGGAAGAACUGUCUUGAAGAGGAGCUCAUAUGCCCAAUAUGUUUGCAUGUCUUUUCUGAACCGAUUCAGCUACCCUGCAAGCACAACUUCUGCCGGGUGUGUAUAAAUGAAGCCUGGGCAAAAGAUGCCACCAUGGUGCGCUGCCCAGAAUGCAACCAUUCCUACAGCCAAAAACCUGCUCUUGAGAAAAAUCACAAACUGUCCAACAUUGUGGAAAAGUUUAACACGCUGACCGUGGAAAAAACUCCGACUGUCUUGCACUGCAUCCUGUGUCGCCGUGGGCCGCCAAUGCCUGCACACAAAGUGUGUCUGAGGUGCAAGGCUCCAUGCUGCCAGUCACACGUACAGACGCACUUGCAGCAGCCCUCUUCCAACACGGGCCACCUGCUGGUGGAGGCGUCAGAGGAACGGGCAUGGACCUGCCCACAGCACCAUGAGUACAGAUUAUACCAUUGUGAGGCUGAACAUUCUGCCAUCUGCCAAUACUGCUGCAUGUCCCGGUGUGCACCCCAUCAUGGCCACUCCGUCUGUGAUGUAGAACUGCGCCGCCAUGACAUUCGGCAAAUGUUAAUAAAGCAGCAGGACCGGAUUGAAGACCAAGUGCAGGAUAUAGAAGAGCAGCUCUACAAACUUGAGUCAGACAAAUGUCUUAUAGAGGACAAGGUGCAGCAUCUAAAAGAGGAGGUACAGUUACAGUAUCAAAAGAUGCAGCAGUUGUUGGAGGAAGACCUUGGAAAGACGCUGGAGGUGCUGGAUCAGGCACAUGCUAAAUUCUGUCAGGAGAACUCCUCCCAAACUCUACAGCUCAACCAGAAGCGCCAAGAGGCCAAGAAACUCCUCGGUUCCAUGCAGAUGGUCUUCGAUAAGGCAGAGGAUAUCACAUUCAUGAGGAAUACAAAAUCUGUAAAGAUUGUAAUGGACAGGUCACAAUCAUAUUUUGGCAAUACCUUACCACCUUACAAAGUUGGCAGCCUCAAUUCCAAGCUGUUUCUCUCAGAAAUCACAAAGAGGGAAAAAAACCUGUGCAAAAUGCUUGAAGCUCCAUUUAGCGCUCCUGCAAACUUCUUCCAGACUAUUCCAGCAUAUCUAUGUUCAGAGAAGCGUAGACACACUACGGCUUUUUCUGAAGCAGGGAGCAGUAGUAAAGCUAGCUCUAGCUUCAUGGAGUCCUCAUCCUCAUCUGGCCCUGCUGCAAAGCAGCCAUGCCUGAAUCUGACUGCAGCUCCAAGCUCCUCCACAGGUGAGAACCAGUCCUCUCAACAUGCUCUGGGCUCCUGCAACUCUGGAAACAGCAGUGCUGCAACCAGUUCCCAGUCCAUGCAUCAAUCUGGCUCUGUGUUUCCCCACUCGCAUUAUCCGAACAGCAGCACGUCACAGCUGCCUCAGUACGGAGGACGCAAGAUUCUCAUGUGCACGAUGGACAACUGCUACUGCUCGGGUGUACCCUCAGUGUCUAACCCUAGAGGCCAUGCACCCUAUCCACGAUCCGGCUCCUUUCCGUGGCCGGUAAGCUCACAGGAAUACUCCCAUCAGCCCCUGCCCUCAGCUCCUGCCAUGUCUCAGUCUCUGCAGAGUCUGUCCAUGCGGGACUGGAUAGAUGCCUCACAGUCACACAGGCAUCCUGACUUCUAUGGUCUCUAUGGCCAGUCUUCCAACAAGCACUAUGUCACCAGUUAACCCCAGCUCUCGUGACUGCUGUCAGUCACACAACAUGCUAGGUUUUUCCGAUGUAAGAAAAUAAACCAAUUUUUCCCCUCAAUCAAUAACUUAUUUUCUCCUAUUCAAGCCAAGUGCACACUAUGCUAUUUUAGUCCUAGUUUUUCAUUUGCUGACAAAAUUAGGGCAGCUGUGUGAGGCCCUACAGUUCUGAGCUCUUUUGUAAUGUAAGCAGUCUAGCUACAAUUUUGUUAUGUCAGUUUUUUUUUCACACCUUGUUUGAAAUAAUCAGCAGUUCGUGUGAGGUCCCCAAUUAUAGGAGGGAACUCUGAGGCAAAAAGCAAAAAAAAGAACAAUACUACAGUACUAUAUAGUAUGUCCUAUUAGUACAACACUGUUGGUAUUGUAAUCUCAAACAUAUGUUUUGGUAUGAGAUUUGAGACACAGCACUCUUAGCAAACAUGAAGCAGCAGUGCGUCUAUGUAAAGCGGGUAGAUGGAUAUUUUAGCUGAAUAUUUUACCCAAUUUUAACUAAAUGUUUAACAUUUUUAGUUCUUUCUGUUAAUGAUUUUGUAGAUGGUUUGUUCACUGUUCCUUUAUCAUGCACUAUGUUUAAAAAUAACAGACCCCAGUGUCUUCCCAACAAUUUAUCUAUUUUUUUCUGGUUAUUUUGCACAAGGAAACGCAAAAAAGUCAGCAGUGACAAGGUUCUCAGACUCUUAUUUUAGCACUAACAUGUACAGACAGUGAAGUGUAGUGAGUGUAGAGCACAGAUGUAUGUAUGAUGUAUAUGCAGUGUAAGACCCUCCCUAGUAAUCAAAUGUGUGGUGUGCUUUUCUAUGUUCACAGCAAGAUUGAUCGUUUGCAACUAAAGUGUUUAGUGUGAACGAUAAAAAGAUAUUGAAAGCAGUGUAGUGUGCACUAGGCAUUAGGUAAACCUGAAAAGUCCUAAACAGUAAAAAGAUUACAAAAUAAAGCAUAAUUUUGCACAUAAACUCAAAGGAAUAACGUUGCUACUUGCUACAAUUAAAUAAUACUAAACAUUUUUCAUGACGCUGAUGUCCAACACUACAGUCUGUUGUAGUCAUUAAUAACAUUGCACUUAUUGUAAAUUCUAAUUACUGUUUUAUUUUUAAUUAUGGUUCACCAAUAUUCAUGUCAACAGACCGUUAACAAGAAGUACUAAUUACAAUGCAUGUCCCCAUUCCAUAUUUUCAGUUUCCUUUGCAAUACCAAUAUUAGAGCUCUUACACACACAUGAUUCUGACAUCAUCACAGUAACCAAGCCAACUCUUUACAAGCAAGUUGGGAUAAUUUUACUGUCCUUUUAACCUUAUUUGUAAUGAUCUAGUACAGAAUAUGUCUAUUAAAUAUGUAAAAUCCAAUCCAGAAUUUUUGCCAGUAGUCAUAAUAUGGUCUUAUUAAGAGUGUUAAACAAAUUUCAUAAUACAAUAGGAUUAAUUUUUUGCACCACUAUACAUCUUGAUUAUAUGGGGGGCGAAUGAGUAACUCACAAACUAAGGGGACAUCACCACAACUGAGUGUAGCAUACUUAAGGUAUUGGCAAUGUCACAUGAUACUCAGGUUUAGCAAUUUUAGCACACUGUCACCAUUCUAACAUUGUUAAAGUUGAUGGGAAAGCUUAUCAUUUGUAGUGUUUCCAAACAGACUUUUAUUUUCAGCUCAACAUUUAUAAUAGCUUGGCUAAUUAGUUUUUGGUUUUUUUUACUUUGAAACCCAACAUUGAAUAAUCCAACCGAAAAUUGUAGCCUUACUACUUUUUAGUAUUGCUGCUUGUUUUAACAGCCAAUGAUGUGAAUUUUAGAGCAUUGCAGAGCAGGUUUUAAUGCAAUAUUAUGAUUACUGUUUCAUAAUUAGAAAUAGCUAUUUUCAGUUUGCAAUCCUUGUAGUAUUCCAACCCUUGUUAAAAAAUGAAUAUGCAUAUUGUUACACCCCUAAUUCUUGCUCUUCGGAAUAUUCUAAUUGAAAAAAAUUAAUUGUAAUUGGUUAUUUUAAUCAGAGAGGCACUUCAUGUGAUACGAACAUGUGCUUAUUUGUACAACUUUCCAUGUAGGUCGGACUUUGUUUAUCUUUGUUGGUUUGUUCUUAACAAAAGUAGAGAUACACUUUUAUUGAUUUUGUUUGAGUUACCUGCAAAUGUUAACAGGUAAAUUAGUAAUUGUAUAGAUGCAUAGAUAGGUAAUGAUGCAAUAUUAUUUUCAGUAGCAUGUGUGUGUGUGUGUGUGGAAAUGCUCUUUUCAACUUGUGGACUUGAUUUUGACUGGCUGUGCAAAACGAACAGUCCUGCCUCUCACUGCCUAAAAGGCCUCAUGAAAAAUGCUUUUUAAACCCAAAUUAAACUUGUUUUCAUGUUAUAUUGUUACCCAUAUUUUUGCUUUUUAUCUUUCUCUGUUUACUCUCAAAUCAUUUGCACCUGAUCGUGGGAGAAUCAAAAGUUGGAAAACUUAAUGCUGGAACUACAUUCCUCAUUUUGAAUUAUGAUUGCAGUACUUGUUCUUUUUAUCAUUGCUGCCAGCAAGCAAACAAAUGUAUGGCUUCCUGUUUGUUACUGAUUGCAUGUGGGAACAGGUUUCUAAGCACUUGCAGUAAAAUUACAAAAAUGCAGUUUUGAAACAGGGAGUAAAAGUUUUUUUUUUAAUCUUCAGUAAUGACAAGAACUGACCAACGAAAGAAAAGAAACUGAUUAUAAAAUGAUUUUGUAAAUUUUUGUCAACUAGAACUGAAGACUUGUAACUGAAAAAUAACAUUGUUUCAAAUAAAAAUGAUUUCAAACAA